This is a messenger RNA of Phytophthora nicotianae INRA-310, 922 nucleotides long. RefSeq lists its product as hypothetical. Gene Ontology annotation, molecular function: translation release factor activity. Bases 1 to 591 code for a protein of 196 amino acids. Gene Ontology annotation, cellular component: mitochondrion. Lineage: Eukaryota; Oomycota; Peronosporomycetes; Peronosporales; Peronosporaceae. Gene Ontology annotation, biological process: translational termination. The transcript is spliced from 2 exons. The record is from RefSeq and is a predicted model, not a curated record.
AUGUUCAUACGGUUGUUGCGCACCGCAUCGCGGACUCCGAGUCGGAGGGCUUGGACGCCUCCGUCGUCGACGCCGCCACUGCAAACUAUCCUCCUUGGUAUCCAGCAGUUCAGUGCUGACCGAUCCAAGCAGCGCAUCGAUGUCGAGCUGAACGAGAGCGACCUGACCGAGUCAUUCGUGAAAGGCUCCGGCAAAGGGGGACAGAAAAUCAACAAGGUGCGCAACUGUGUGCUACUGACACACGUGCCCACGGGGCUACAGGUGCAGUGCCAGAAGACGCGAUCACUGGACGGCAACCGCCGCGCUGCUCGCAAGCUGUUGCUGCAAAAGCUGGAUGACCACGUGAACGGGGAGCUGAGCAAACGCAGCCAGAAGAUCGACAAGCUGCGACGUAAGAAAGCAAGUCGCAGAGCUAAAUCCAAGCAAAAGUACGCCAAGACGACGGAGACGAAGGAGGUUGAGGAAGGUGAAGCAAGUGAGGACCAGAGUGAGGACCAGAGUGAUGACGAGGACAGCGAUGGAGACGAAGAGUGCGACAACUUUAUCGAUUUAGAGGAGCACAGGUUCAAGGCGAAGAAGAAAACCAAGUAAGUACCGCAUAGUCGCAGUAUCGCAAGCGAGAAUCACCGCUCGAAACACAGCCCACAUCGAUAUCAUCAGAUCUUUUUCACGUUGACGCGUUGGGAUGUUAUCUCCAAGGCAUUCCACUCGACGAUAAGUGCUUAUUGUCUACGUUAUGUUCAAGAGUGAGUUAAUUCGCUCCUUCACUUGAUCUCUAUUGUGCUGCAACUCCAGCUCGCAUCGAAGCACUCGGAGAUCCACGUUAUCAGCGAGAGUUCUCAUAGCUCUUGGUGACCGAGCGAAGUCUUUCUCGGUUGUCACUACUGUGACGCUUCCGUUGCUCCGCAGCUCUCGCACCCGC